AGAACAAAGAGGAGAAUAGAAUUUACUCCAUGCAGAACAAACAGAGUAGACAAAUCACUCACACUGUUUCCUCUGUUUCGUCAAUUCUCGCCUUACCUUUUACUCUCUUUUUCCAUGAACUUAAUCACUGAAUUCUUCUCAGCAUCUACUACGAUCAUAGUAGGCUGCUUCUCUUCUCUACUUACAGAAAUAGUUGCUGCUCAAGCUCCCAUAAUGAUCCAAUCUUCUUUCGAGUGAGAAUCGAUAAAAGAACGAAAAGAAAAAACAAUUUUUGCCUUCGACUUUCCCAGGAUUUCUUUGCUUCCUUUUUGUAAAUGGAUACAUUUGACAUAAAACUUGAGAAGAGAAAAGCAAUCUUGAAACAUCGUCAGUUGUGCAAUAUAGCAAACUUGCUCAGGUUUAUUGAGGUUUGUGUUGUUCUGGUGUUGAUCUCCAGGUUUACUACUCAACUCCCAGUAGCUGUUAAAAAUUCUGGUGAGUAUUUUCGGGGUUUGUCAGUUGUUCUUGUGAGCCCUUGCUUUGUGUUCAUCGUUGGGAAUGCUAUAGUCAUUACUCUCUUUGCGAAGGCUGGGCAGUUUUCAGCUCAAGAUUCUGCUUCAAAACGUUCAGGAACUGAUCUUUACGAAGAAUUUGUUAAGAAGAGUGAGAAAAGUCACGCAAUUCAUCGAUGUGAAACCGAAUACAGAGAAAAACAAAGCGAGAAGACUGGAGGUGAAAAGAAAAUAGUUAGUCUCAAUGUGCGUACUCCAAAGGGAACAAAGAAUUAUAGAAAGAGUCAAUCAGAGAAUCUAAAGCGGGUGAACUGCAAUAAAGCUUGCCACCAACUCAGGCGAUCGGAGUCCGAGAACUACAGAAAAGACAAUGAUUCUGAUGAGAAAAUGGUGAAGAGUUCAUAUCCUGAAGAUGGAAUGAGCAAUGAGCAGUUUCGCAAAACGGUCGAGGCUUUCAUUGCCAGGCAAAAAAUACUUCUAAGGGAAGAAGAGUACUCGAUGAUUUGGACAGAUUUAGAGUGACAAAACAAAUCCUGGUGCUCCCUUCUCCUGUUUUUAUGGUUGUUUUUAGGCUUUUGAUUUUGCCUUUCCUCUCCUUUGCUCAUACUGCUAUGUACAUGGUUAUUUUAAUCAUAAAAUUCAACGAGAAAUCCCAAUUUAUCGUCCUUGUUUCAAGUCUGGAUUUAAAAAUUAGCUAAAAUUUUUUCUCCUUAUC
Durio zibethinus is the source of this 1206-nucleotide messenger RNA. RefSeq lists its product as uncharacterized. Lineage: Eukaryota; Viridiplantae; Streptophyta; Magnoliopsida; Malvales; Malvaceae. The record is from RefSeq and is a predicted model, not a curated record.